CUCUCUUUCUUUUCACUCCGUCUCCUUGGUAACUCUUCCUUGAAGCCCUGUCUGGCCCUUCAGAAAGCUUCACAGAUCUUGUAUGUAUUAAUUUCUUGAUAUAUACAUUUCUUUGUUUGUGUUCAAUUGUUGUAUCUUCUUAGUUGUAAAUUCAAUGGCAAGAAUUAGAGGCAGAGCAGGGUAUAAACCACGCCCUUGUAACAAAACAGAGGUUUUGCAAUGGCUUAAAACCCUCCCUUUAGCCCCUGAGUUUUAUCCAACUCUUGAGGAGUUUAAUGACCCAAUCGCUUAUAUUCAUCGAAUUGAGAAAGAAGCUUGUGAUUAUGGUAUAUGUAAAAUCAUACCCCCUGUCUUGUUGUCCUUAAUGAAAAACACAUUUCUUCAACUUGAUAAUUCUUUAAUGGCCUGUUCUGCCUCCCCGAAAGGCGAAUUAAGGCCUACAUUCACUACCCAUAAAUGGCCAUCCUGUGAUUAAGUCUGUGAGGGAGUGGGAAGACUUGCACUGUUGAGGAAUUUGAAGCAAAGGCCUACAUUCACUACCCAUAAAUGGCCAUCCUGUGAUUAAGUCUUUCGAGAGAAAUUAUUUUGAGAGAAGGUCAAUAGAUAAGGGGGCUUUAAGUGCUUUGAAAAUCGAAAGCCUUUAUUGGAAUGCUGAUGCUGAUAAACCCUUUGAGGUUGAGUAUGCGAAUGACAUGCACAUAUGAGCUUUUGUGGAGUUGGAGAAGCGGAGGGGAAGAGAUGGGAAUGAUAAUUUAAAUGUGGGAGAUACUGAUUGGAACCUGAGGGGAAUAGCGAGGGCAGAAGGGUGCCCGCUGAGGGUUUAUUGAGGAUGACAUACCGGGAAUUACAUCCCCAAUGGUCUAUAUGGGAAUGCUUUUUAGCUGGUCCGUGUGGCAUGUGGAAGAUCAUGAUCUUCAUAGCAUCAACUAUAUGCAUACCGGGGAUAGGAAGACCUAGUACGGAGUGCCUCCGGAUGCAGCAGCCGCUUUUGAGGAUGUGAUCCGGAUUCACGGCUACAAAGGAGAGAUGAAUCCUAUCUUGAGUUAUGCUACUCUUGCUAAGAAGACGACGGUCAUGUCUCCGGAAGCAAUUCUUAAUGCUGGCAUUCCAUGUUGCAGGUUGGUCCAAAAUCCGAGAGAAUUUGUCGUCACCUUUCCAAGGGCUUACCACUCAGGAUUCAGUCAUGGAUUCAACUGUUCAGAAGCUUCAAAUAUCGCAACUUCUGAAUGGUUGCGGUUUGCAGGAGAAGCUGAAAUUCGCCGGGCUGCAGUAAACUAUCCUCCAUUGGUUUCCCACGUCCAAUUGCUCUACGAUCUUGCACUAUCACUCUUUUCAAGGUGGUCCUCUCUACAUGAAUUACCUAGACUUUUUAAUUGCAUGAUUUAGUUGAACAGUGUUGGAAUGUGCACAAUGUUGUCUGACAUUAGAUGGUCAAAAUGAUAUAAAAAUAUGUAUAAUUCUAGAGUUUAGAUCUCAUAUCUUCGAUAUAUCAUAAAUAUGUAUUUUACUUUAUUUUGUUAUCAUGUCUAUAUACCAUGGACUGUUUCUGUACCGGUUAAGCAGGUUUUAAGUACAUCAUGGCUGUACAGUUUCGACAUUCAUCCUGACAUUCCGCAAGGAACUGCAGGAGGAUCAGAUAUAGGGAAUUUGGUUGCUACUGGGGACUAUUAGGCACUACAUUCACUCAUGUUUUUCUGCUAUGCAUUUCCCUGUUAUGUGAUCAAUUUAUUAUCAGUGUCAUGCACCAUAGUCACAUAUUUAUGUGUAGGACUCUUUUUUAUGUGUAAAAGCAUGGUUGCUGAAAUUAAUAAUUGGAACUAGUCGGUUGACCUACCGAUUCAGAAUUUAUUUUGAAUUUAUUGAAGAUUUUUUCGAUAAAUUGGGGAUUUUUAGUCAAAUCGAGUGUAAUCAAUAAAUCGAUAAAAUAUUUCUCGGGGAUUUUUAAAUGAAUCGGGGAUCUUGAGAACAGUUUAUAAAAGGAGAAAUGAUACAAACGGAAAUUUUUAAGAAAAAGUACAUUUAUUAUCCAUGCAUUUUUUAUUUUACUUUUUAUCAUCAGGAUUUUCCUUUUCUACUUUAUACUCACACAAAUUCAAUAAAUACCCACAUUAAAAGCAAAAGACAGGCAGUUUGUUCCAGAGAGAGCAGAGCAGAAGUGUGUGAGCUUUUUUAACUAAAAUUGAGUGGGGUUUGCCAAGAAACUUAGUGAAAUGGCUGUUGAGGGUCUAAGUGGUGAAGAUGAGGGUUCUGAGUUGGUGCUUGCUAUCGAAACAGAGGGGGGUUUCGAAAAAGGUAAGAACUUUGGGGAAGGAAUUGGCGGUGAGAAUGAUCAAGGUGGUUUUGGGGGAUUUAGAGAUGGUUAUGAGUUUGGGGGUAAGUUGUGUGAGAAUGAGAAUCGAGUCGGUGAUCGUGAUUCGAAAGAUUUUAUUAAUGAUGAGGUGAAAUUUGAAGAGAGAAAAAGCGAAAAGUUAGGCGGUGUGGAAGGAGAUGAAGGUGAUUAUAAGGAAAUGAAGGAUGGGGAUAAAGAUAAGGACGGGAGUAAGUGGAGUGAGAUUGAGAAUGAAGGCGGUGAUCGUGAAUUGGAGGGUAUUGAAGAUGAAAUAGCGAUCGAAGAGCGAAACCCUAAAAGUCGUAGUAUUUUGGAAGGAAAUGAAGGUGCUUUGAAGGAAAUAAAGGAGGGGAUUAAAUGGAGUGAGAUUGGGAAUGAAGGUGGUGAUCGUGAUUUGGAGGGUAUUAAACAUGAGACGGCAAUCAAAGAGAGAAACCCUGAAAAUCUCAGGGUUGUGGAAGAAAAUGAAGGUGCUUUUAAGGAAAUAAAGGAAGGGGAUAAAGAUAAAGCGGGGAGUAAGUGGAGUGAGAUUGGGAAUGAAGAUGAUGAUCUUGAUUUGGAGGGAAUUAAAGAUGAGACGGAAAUCAAAGAGAGAAACACUGAAAAGCGUAGUGUUGUGGAAGAAAAUGGUUGUGUUGUGGAAGAAAAUGAAGGUGGGAGUGAGAUUAAAAAUGAAGGUAGUGAUCGUGAUUUAAAGGGUAUUAAAGAUGAGGCAAAAAUCGAACAGAGAAACCCCGAGAAACGUGGUAUGGUGAAAGAAAAUGAAGGUGAUUUUAAGGAAAAGAAGGAGGGGGGUAGCGAUAAGGAAGGGAGCAAUUGGGGUGAAAUUGAGGAAGCUGAAGAAAUUUAUCUUCGUGAAGUAAAGAAUAGGAGGGCUGAUAAGGGAAAAGAAGUCAUUGAGGACUAUGAAGAUGGUUGGGGUGUGAAUUGGGACGAUAUCAUUGAGGACUCUGAUGAUAAUUGGGAUUAUGUCAUUGAGGACUCUGAAGAUAGUUGGGGUGAGAAUUGGGAUGAUGGUGCUGUAAGAGCUAAAGCUAAUCAGGAGCGACAGUAUUUUGAUAACUACGAAAAUGAGAGGGAUAUAAAUAAUAAAGAACCUCAUUGGUACAGGAAUGCUGAAAUGGAUUCAGGGGGCUCAAAUGUUGAACAUUUUGGAAGGCGACAUUAUCCUUUGAGGCCUGAUGUGGAAGAUUGUUCGUUUUAUAUGAAAACGAACAAUGAAAAUGAGAGGGAUAUAAAUAAUAAAGAACCUCACUGGUACAGGAAUGCUGAAAUGGAUUCAGGGGGCUCAAAUGUUGAACAUUUUGGAAGGCACCAUUAUCCUUUGAGGCCUAAUGUGGAAGAUUGUUCAUUUUAUAUGAGAACUGGGACUUGCAGGUUUGGAUCGAAUUGCAAAUUUAAUCAUCCAGUUGAGAGGAAAAACCAGUAUUACUUGUCACCUGGUGGUUGCAAAAACAGAAAAGCUUGUAGGUAUAGUCAUGGCAAAGGAAAAGCUGCGGUGAUCCCAAAUUUAGAGUUGAACUUUAUUGGUUUGCCGAUUAGAGUGGGGGAGAAAGAAUGUUCUUUCUACAUGAAAACUGGUUCAUGCAAGUUUGGGGAAAACUGCAAGUUUCAUCAUCCGGAUGCUCCAGCAGUGGGAGGAGGUGACACUACUUCACCGGGUAGAGGUAGGUCAUCAGCAAGUGAUAUAAAUGAGACUGCUCCCUUCAGAACAGUUAUCUUUCCGCCAGAAAUUGCAGAGUGGAUCAGAUAUCAGGCUCCUGCAUACGGAAGAUCACAAGGGAUUCUGCCUGUUCCCCCAGCACUUGCGAUGAGUAUUCCAGCAACUGGAUCCAGCUUCGAUGCACAUCCACAAGGCCGAUCCAGCUUCUAUGCAAAUCCAGCUUCUAUGCCUGUUCCCCCAGCACUUGCAAUGAGUAUUCCAGCAACUGGAUCCAGCUUCGAUGCACAUCCACAAGGCCGAUCCAGCUUCUAUGCAAAUCCACAGGGCCAGGUGAAAGUAGACAAAUAUCCUGAACGACCUGGACAGCCCGAGUGCAGUUUCUACAUGAGAACGGGGGUUUGUAGGUUCAAAUCUUCCUGCAGGUUCCACCACCCCAGAAACCCGGAGACGCCUAUCCUUCUUAGUGACCAAGGACUGCCUCUGCGACCUGGCCAGAGGAUCUGCUCACACUUCAGACGUUAUGGGAUUUGUAAGUAUGGUCCUCUCUGUACAUAUGAUCAUUCAGUUGGUGGCACUGCAGCUUCAUCUGAUGGAUCUGAUCAAGGCCGUCCCUAAGAGUUUACCUGCUUUGAAGAUGAACAUGGCGAGUGAAACCGGACGCGAUGGGGUCUGCUUGAGCAUCAUACAGUAGUUGCAAAACAUAAACCAUAGUGAUUAUAAAUACUUGAAAAAUUCUCGUAAUUUACCUUAGGUUGAGGUCUCAAGACUUUUGAAGGAUGUUUUGAUGUUUUCGUGGUAUCAAGACUAUGGUUGCAGGAUAAUCGGAUGGUUUAUGAUAAAAGCAUAAAUUGACAGUUA
Daucus carota subsp. sativus is the source of this 4850-nucleotide messenger RNA. RefSeq lists its product as hypothetical. The coding region runs from base 2211 to 4607 and encodes 798 amino acids. The transcript has 8 exons. NCBI's taxonomy places the organism in Eukaryota, Viridiplantae, Streptophyta, Magnoliopsida, Apiales, Apiaceae. The record is from RefSeq and is a predicted model, not a curated record. Gene Ontology annotation, molecular function: metal ion binding; mRNA binding.